AAAAAAAAUAAAGAAAAAAACUUUCUUUUAAAACUCUCUGUUUGUAUCUUUCUUUUUUGCUCAUAGUGUCGACAUGGUUUGUGAAGAAGAAGCUCUAAUUCAAAAGGUUAGUGAAUUAUAUGAUGAAAUCUCAAGCCUUGAAAGCCUCAAACCUUGUAACCAUGUCGACACUCUCUUCACUAAGUUGGUGGUCACGUGCAUGUCACCCACCUCCCCUCAUUUCCAUAUCAAUUCACUUUCAAAAUCACUUCAACAAAUGAGAUCAAAUCUCAUUCGUCUUUGUGGUCAAGCUGAGUCUCUUUUAGAGUUCCAUUUUUCUGAUCUCUUAGCCAAAUUUGAUUCCCCUAUUCAUCAUCUUCAUGUCUUCCCUUACUUCUCUAAUUACCUAAAACUUAGCCUCCUUGAAUUCUCCAUCCUUCGCCGCCACUGCCCCGUCCUUCCCUCCGCCGUCGCCUUCGUUGGCUCUGGCCCUCUUCCUCUUACCUCCAUCGUUCUCGCCACCCGCCACCUCACCUCCACCGUCUUUCACAACUACGAUCUCGACUUGCUCGCUAAUUCCAAGGCAUCGAACUUGGUGUCGCUCGACCCGGACCUGAAGACUAGGAUGGUAUUUCACACGUGCGACAUCAUGAAAGUGACAGAGGAGCUGAAACAGUACGAGGUUGUGUUUUUGGCAGCUCUAGUAGGAAUGGAGAAGGAGGAGAAAUUAAGGGUGAUUAAGCAUUUGUCAGAGUUCAUGUCAGAAGGAGCUUAUUUGAUGGUGAGAAGUGCACAUGGAGGAAGAGCUUUUCUAUAUCCUGUGGUUGAAGAUUGUGAUUUGGUAGGGUUUGAGGUUUUAUCUGUGUUUCAUCCCACUGAUGAAGUUAUAAACUCAGUAAUAAUUGCACAAAAAAAGAUGAUUUUCGAUGACAACAAUGAUAACGAUGACAAUCGAGAUUAUUUAUCUGUAAAUUCAGAUAAAUUAGAGGAAGAUGAAAAUGAGAAGGUGAUGAUUAGUGGUUUUGAUCGUAAGAAUAACGGUGUUAUGCAUAACGAUAAAGACAGCGACGACGAUGACGGUUGUUUAUCUGUUAAUUCAAGUAAACAAGAGAAAGAUGAAAAUGAGAAGGUGAUGCUUAGUGGUGGAAUUGAUCAUAAGAAUAAUAAUGGAGUUGUGCAUAAUAACAAAUGUUCUGAGAUUUAAAGCUUCAAUAAUAAUCAUGGAGGUAAGAUUGAGGAAUUUGUAAUGGAAGCAGCUGAGUAGUAAUAAUAAUUCACCACUUGAGUUAUUAUUCUUCUCUUUAAUUUUGUUUAAGUGGGGGUUUCUGAUUCUGAUUCUGAAAAUUCUGGUUUUGAGGCUUCAAAAAAUAUUAUGUGUUCCUUCUUUUUUUCAAUAUGGGAAAUAAUUUUGAUUUUAUUGAGGAACACAUUCAUGGGAAAGGAGCAUAACAAAGGUUAUAAGGUUUUAUGUUAUAUUUUUGUUUUUUUUUUUUUUUAAUUAAUGUUGUUCUAGAGUUCAUUGGGUCAUAUUCUCUUGCAAAUGGACCCUUUCAGUUUUAUGUUGGUUGAUGUGUUUUGUAAUAAUUUUUAUGUUCUCACUUUUGGAUGAGAAUCUUAUAAGAUGGUUGUUUCGUUUGGCUA
Molecule: messenger RNA, 1620 nt
Organism: Benincasa hispida (wax gourd)
Lineage: Eukaryota; Viridiplantae; Streptophyta; Magnoliopsida; Cucurbitales; Cucurbitaceae
Product: nicotianamine synthase-like
Biological process (GO): nicotianamine biosynthetic process
Molecular function (GO): nicotianamine synthase activity
Source: RefSeq, a predicted model, not a curated record